Molecule: messenger RNA, 3978 nt
Organism: Austrofundulus limnaeus
Lineage: Eukaryota; Metazoa; Chordata; Actinopteri; Cyprinodontiformes; Rivulidae
Gene: smtnb
Product: smoothelin b
Exons: 20
Coding region: 293-3478 (1061 amino acids)
Molecular function (GO): protein binding
Source: RefSeq, a predicted model, not a curated record
GCUUCAACUUUCAGUGGGAAUUCUCAGUUCAAAAAGCUGCCAACGUCUCCUGUGAGCGUUGAGCUCGUUUCAGCUUUUUACUUUGAGACCCUGAAGACCACUGAGAAACAUGCUCUCUACCUGUGGGACUCGACAUUAAAAACGCUUUCUAUCUCAGCCAAAGAAGUUGGAGGACAAAAAAAAAAAAAGGAGACUGUUAAUAAUAAACGACUCGUGCAGGUGGUGUUGACCGCGAGACUCCCACCACUCAUCCAUCCCAGAACCUCACCUGAGCCCGACGAGGCAGCUAAACAUGUCCCUGGAGAGUUACUCAGCGCUGGACGAGCCCUCUCUCCGAGCUUUGCUGGAUGGAACCGUGGAUCUGGACGAGAGACGCCUCAUCCGUUCAGCCAUCCGAGAGCUGAGGAGGAGGGAGAUCGAGGACAUGGAGGCAGCGCUGGCCAGCAAGAGAUUUCGACCCACGCGCCUCAAUCAGCAGGAGGACAAGGAGAACCAGCACAUAUCUGAAUCCAGCAACAACCUGGACGUCCUGUCGCAAACACUGCAAUCGAUCCAAGAUGUUGAUGAGCUAACAAAAAUGCUCCGCGCUGCAAGUGAGUACGAGGAGAGGAAGAUGAUCCGAGCGGCCAUCCGACAGAUCCGAGAAGAGCAGCUGCAAGGUGCAGCGGAGAAGAGUAAAAUGUCCAAUCGCUCUCUGGAGGCUGGGAUUGUGGAACCCCAGAGCAGCAUGGGAAUUGGGGAGACUGAGAGGGAGAGUCGCAGUGAGCUGGAGUGCAUCAGAUCUCUGAACCAACAGACUCAACACAGCAGAGAGCUUCAGAGGAAAGGUUCCAACUCAGGCAUGAUGCUGGUUCUGGAUAACCUGGUGAAGGAUGACAGCUCUGGACCUUUAUGUAUUCAACCUCCAGCAGAAUCUUUGACCUCCGAGCCCAACCUGGUCUCGUCUUAUCGUCAACGGUCAGACUCCACAGCUUCGGACCGCAGCGGGUCCUCUGUGUGCUCUGUGUCCAAUCUGGACUCUGUGGCGUCAGAGAAGAGUCUCGGUCCAAACUUCCGAUCCCGGCUGGACUCUGGAGCCUCAGACAGGAGCCAGAGUUCCUCCCAGCGGGGUCGUCUGGACUCUGCUKCAUCAGAGAAAAGCAGCGGCUCGUUGUCUUAUGCCAGGCAGAGAACGGGCUCAGAUUCAUGUCAGGUCAGGCCUCGUCUCGGGUCCGGGACUCUCGACGGCAUCGGUUUGUUGUCAUGGAAACGAACAGACUCAAUGACCUCUGACCACAGUGCGACUACAUCGUCUGAGGACAAGAGUCCAGUGGAYGAGGUUGAGGGAACCACGAGUGGUUCAGCUUGCAGCACGGAUUCAGAGACUGAAAGAAGCCAAUGUCCAGCCAGCAUUCAGACUCAGUCUGAACAAGACCUCAUUCCUGACCAAGAGGAGCCAGAUGGGRCAGUUUUCUCUCGAAGAAAUGCUGUGAAAGGCCUCCUGAAUGGCAACACCAAGAGGGGGAAGGACUUCCAGAGUCAAAAGAUAACAGUUAACGGCAAUCUGUCACUCACUCACAGCAAAGCCAUGGAUCCAGCUCCUGAAAAGAAAGAUGUUAUCUCAGAACAGUUCAGCCGCACUAACUCUGUCCGUGAUCGAAUGCGCAAGUUCACAGAAGCCAGCCAAAGCCCAAACAUCCCGGCUUUGAAGAAAACCCCUCUGAGGAAUGGGAUCACCUCCGUCAGCGGCAGCCARACAAACGUCUCCAGAGCUGCAGAACUGUUUACACACCCACCAGCAUCCCUUAACACGUCUGGAGACCCGCCAGCGAGGCCACGUGUGGGCUCAUUGUCCAGCACUCCAGCUGCAUCCCACAGUCAGGAUGCACCUAACCCAGGAGGAGUGGCCAACAAGGCUCUGYCGUGGGCCGGCCAAUCACAGAGCCCUGUGGGCGGGACAGGGCUUCCAGCUGAAAAAGAUGUGCCGGCCUCCAGUGAGGCAAAGGAAGAGAGAACCCCAGGGAGAGCAGCUGGAAAAACAGUCCCUGAGGGAGAGGAAGACCCCGACAUGAAGACUUUCCUCACCAUUGAGAUCAAAGAUGGCCGCACCACCACCAACGCCGCCUCGUCCACACCGAGAGGCAACAUGGUACCCAUCACCAACAUGACCCCACACMUCACCACUCUGGGGCAAAGGCCAGAGUUGACACUCGGCCUUAGAGCAUCGCCGUUCAAGAUCUCCUCAUCUAGCUUCUCCUCUGGACCCUCCAUCAAGAUGGAGACUGAACCCGUCGUUGCCUCUGAGCCGGUGUUUUCAGUUGGACAGUCUGCGCAGGUGAGACAUCAAGUCUCAGCCAUCCCCAACGGAUCCAGCUCUCAGACCAAGCCUGCAGAGAGCUCUGGAAAACUGACAGCUGAAAAGCUUGCUUUGAUUGAAGAUGAAGAGCUUCUUGACAAAAUGCUUGAUGAGUCCAAAGACUUUGAGGAGAGGAGGUUGAUUCGUGCAGCCAUGAGAGAUUUGCGCAAGAAAAAGAGAGAGGCCAUGAUGGGAUGUACCCAAGAGGAAAUGGACCAGAGGGAAAAAGAGCGCGAGACUCGGAUGCAGGAGCUGCGGCAGCAGAGAGAAAAGCUGUCCCAGACAGGUCGCUCGGGGCCCGGAGCUGGAGAGGUGGUGAUCAGGAAGSUGGAGAAGUCAGCAGAUGGUUCAACCCUGAGCCAAGUCACCAAGACAAAYCGUUUUGCACAGUCUGAUGAUGGGAGCAAAUCAACCCGUAGCACUGUUGUAGAGACCAGUUUUGUGCAGAAAACAGAUCGAGGAACAGUCCAGUCGAAAUCGUACAGCUUCACCUCUUCCUCAUCCUCUAACACAAGCAAAAAAGUGGGCAGUGUGUUUGAUCGAGAGGACGACACGUCGUCUCGAAGCGGCAGCAGCAGCGGGUUGUCCGCCACGGAGCGGCGGCAGGCAGAGAGGCGCAAGGAGCUGAUGAGGGCUCAAACUCUGCCAAAGACGUCGGCCAUGCAGGCUCGCAAAGCCAUGAUAGAGCGGCUGGAAAAAGAGGGAGGGGGCCCUGGGAAUCAGGCUGUAGCCAAAGUAAACAAGGUGCAGCGCUCGACCAGCUUUGGCGUACCGAACGCAAACUCCAUCAAGCAGAUGCUGCUCGACUGGUGUCGUGCCAAGACGCGUUCAUAUGAGCACGUGGACAUUCAGAACUUCUCAUCCAGCUGGAGCAAUGGGAUGGCGUUUUGUGCCCUGGUGCACAGCUUCUUCCCCGACGCCUUUGACUACGACUCCCUGAGCCCCAGCAAUCGCAGGCAAAACUUUGAGGUGGCCUUCAACGCUGCAGAGACCCACGCUAACUGCAUGCCUCUGCUGGAGGUGGAGGACAUGAUGAUCAUGGGCAACAAACCAGACUCCAAAUGUGUUUUCACCUACGUCCAGUCUCUGGUUAACCACCUGCGAAGAUAUGAGAUGUCCAUGGGUCGCCCCUGUGACCUCUGACCUGUGAACUGAGUUCACUCAGACUGGACUCCUCCUCCUCCGACACCAGAAGACCACCUGAGAGGCCGGCUCAAAGAGUUGCACAUCUCUGAUGGACGAGUUAGGGAUUAAGUUUGUGUGCGUGUGUCAUUGUACUGAAUAUAUAUGUUGGCAGUGUUUUUUUWAUGUUUCUUCUGGACCUAACCAUGUCCAACAAAGUCUACCUCUUUUACAGGAAGAGAGGACACGUAUAUUUUAGGGCCUACAAAAAUUUUAACAUUUAUAUUGGUUUUGGCUUCAUACUGAUCUAAACAUGUGGCAGUCAUUUACUUACACCACCCUCUUAAAAAAGAGAAAUAUAUUUAUAUUUCCCAUUUUAAUGUAUUUAUAUUGAUUUUUUUUCCAAGUCUUUCAAAGUUGUCUGCACCUAGGUUGGUAAUUCCACUGAAACGGAAACAUUUACUCAAAUGCAUGAUUUGCUUUUUAUUCUGGUACUUUCCCCCUCAUUUUAAACCAAACUC